Messenger RNA from Paramacrobiotus metropolitanus, 1197 nucleotides. RefSeq names its product chymotrypsinogen A-like. NCBI's taxonomy places the organism in Eukaryota, Metazoa, Tardigrada, Eutardigrada, Parachela, Macrobiotidae. The transcript has 7 exons. Gene Ontology annotation, molecular function: serine-type endopeptidase activity. The record is from RefSeq and is a predicted model, not a curated record. Bases 125 to 988 code for a protein of 287 amino acids. Gene Ontology annotation, biological process: proteolysis.
GAUUCAAUAGCAGAAAUAUAGUGAAAUCAGAAGCGCUACUUGCCAGUUAGACCCGCCGACGGUUUUCUAAUUCAAGUGCAGUGAGUGGAGCGCUUCAUCUUGUUUUUACUGCACUUGAUUCAAGAUGAGGUCUUUCGUAAUAAUCCUAACCAUUUUAGGUGCUGCUUUUGCUCAGCAAUGCGGCAGGCCUGAUGUUGACCCCGCUCGCAGCGACUCCGUCGACAAAAUCGUAGGUGGGACCAUUGUGGUGAAAAACAGCCAUCCAUGGCAGAUCCACUUGGGCUACAGAAGUUUUCUUUCAACUCAGUGGAUUUGCGGAGGCACCAUUAUCGGCUCCAAAUGGGUCCUGACCGCUGCCCACUGCAUCGUGACCACAAGUGCAAGUGCCUACACAGUUCGGGUUGGCCAGCACGAUUCCACUCUUCAGGAAGCCACCGCCAAAAAUUACAAAGUGAAGCGCGUUAUUAAGCACCCGCAGUACAAUGACAACACCAUCAACAACGAUAUCGCCCUGCUGGAAAUUGACGGCACCAUUGCCUUUACCGGCUCCGUCAAGGCCGCUUGCCUACCGCCCUCGGGCAAAGACUGUACCGCCGGCUCAACGGCCAUUGCCACCGGAUGGGGAGAGACCAGUCAGAACGGUCGGGAAUCCAUUGGCACACUGUUCCCCUGGAUACAGGAGGAGCGCGCCGUCAGCACCAAAUUGCGCCAGGUCAAAGUUUCAUGUGUGGCACGCACCACCUGCAACCUGGCUGAUUAUUAUGGAGGUAUGAUCACCACCUCCAUGAUGUGCGCUGGAUCCUAUGGCAAAGACUCAUGCCAGGGUGACAGCGGUGGGCCGUUCGUCCAGAAGAACAGCGCUGGGAACUAUGAAGUUAUCGGUGUUGUAAGCUGGGGUAUUGGAUGCGGAGCCAACAAAAAGCCAGGAGUUUACGCACGCGUUGGCCAGUUUGUCCCAUGGAUUACCGGAUAUACUGGUGCAUUGUAGAUAAGUGCAGGCUAGAUGCAACAAGUGUGUGAAGGUCCUGGGCACGAGAAAACGAGGCGAUGUCGCAUACCAUGCUUCCAAUGUUUUGUUUUUCUGUCUUUCACGCUUAUUGUUUCGUUUGCUGUAAGCGAUGUUGAGAUUUAAAACUGAUGCAAUCCUAAACCUAAACGACGGUUGUACCGAAAGCACAAAUUAAAAAUAUUUUGUAA